Molecule: messenger RNA, 5207 nt
Organism: Coregonus clupeaformis (lake whitefish)
Lineage: Eukaryota; Metazoa; Chordata; Actinopteri; Salmoniformes; Salmonidae
Product: sorbin and SH3 domain-containing protein 1
Exons: 27
Coding region: 281-4777 (1498 amino acids)
Biological process (GO): cell-substrate adhesion
Cellular component (GO): cytoplasm; nucleus; cell-substrate junction
Molecular function (GO): protein binding
Source: RefSeq, a predicted model, not a curated record
CCUAAAGCAGAGGGUGCAGGGCCCAGUCCGUAUCACCUCACCCAGUUAGUCUCAGAGGUCAGAAGGGGGAGAACGAGAUCUUGAAGAGGGUCUGUCUAGAGUCGGAGGCUUGUUGACUAUCUGAGAGAGCUUCCUACUCCAGGCUGGUUGAUCUGGUUUACAAAGAAUAUUGUAGGGCUGUCCAGCAGAGGGCAGUGUGAGAUAUGACCAAUCCCACACUCCUCCGGUCCCUUCAGGUCCACGCUGUGUGUCUGCAGUCAGAAUCAUCCCUCUGACAAGCAUGAAAGGCUCUCCUGAUCUGAUUCCGUCUGCAGAGCUGGACCCUACAAGGGUGUGUAAAGGGAAGGGGGUCGUGACUCUGAGGGCCACUCUGGUCCACAUAGACGACGAGGACUGCGUCAGUGAAGAAUCAAAUGUUGACACAGCACCAAGUGGUUGGAUCAGCCAGAUCAAUGGAGACAGCUCUCAAAAGGGAUUGGCUGAUGGAGGCUUCCACGACAUCACAGCUGAUUUACCUACAGUCAACAGAACUCAACCCCAGGGAAGUUCACCUGUGAUCACCGAAGAACCCCAGCUUCCUGCCUCUUCUGACAUUCAGAACCAUAUUACUUCGACAAAGGCCCCCUCCAACACCAAAACUGUCAACCCAACCAUAGUUCUACUACAACACAACAGAGACCACACCCAAGAGAGGGACAAAUUGCCUGAUCCAGGACCUGUAGUUGGGACAGAGAGAGAACAGAGCCAACACCCAGAUAUGGACGGCAAGAGGAUGAGGUACUCUCAAUCCCCUGUCUUGGGCCCACUGAACCAGCCCAUUGUGCCAGUACGGAACACAGAGAAGUCCAAGGACUGGUACAAGAACAUGUUUAAACAGAUACACAGAAUUCCAGAACCUGUUGAGGAAAACCCAUACCGCCCCACCUACAUAUUCCCUGAAUCCUAUGAUCCUAGGCAGAUGAAAACCACAGAUGAUGGUCACUCCGCCUAUGGUUAUGUGGAAGAUGUCAAAGGGGUCCCACGGUCAAAAAGUGCUGCUGAAGUUGACCGUAGGUCGUCUAUGCCUGUGCCAACACGGUCCUCUUCCCUCAAACCUGCCAAAAGGAACGACUGGGAGCCCCCUGACAAAAAGGUGGACACCAGGAAGUACCGUGCCGAGCCCAAGAGCAUCUUCGAGUACGAGCCGGGAAAAUCGUCGGUGCUGAAACUGGAGAGAAAGACUCAGCACAUUAGUCCAGAAGAUGUAGAUUUAGAGAAUGAGCCUUGGUAUAGAUUCUUUUCAGAGAUGGAGUUUGAUAAAGCGAGUGCCCCCUCUUUCAGCCCCCUGGAAACACCCUCCGACCUACAGAAGUACUCUGGGUGUAAGGCCAGACACAGCGAGGUGGAGAAGGACGAAGGAUCGUCUGGCAGCGAGCCAGCGGCUCCAGAAUGCGACCGCUAUGUUUACAAGAACGUCCUGGAGGGCGGUGAUAUUCCCCUGCAAGGUCUGCGGGCCCUCAACAAGCGCCAUGCCAGCACCUGCUCUAAAGUGGAUUAUCAAGGUGGGAAUGGCUAUAUAAUUUCACCCUGCUCUUCUGUAAAUAGUAGAUCAGUUCUUGCCAGUAAUGCCCUAGGUUACCAGUGUAAGAAUAAGAAGCCUUUAUCUGCCGCCAAAGCCUGCAUACCCCAAAUCCUCCCCUCUAAGUUCAAACCCAAGCUGAUGCACCCUAGUGGUGACAGCCAGGACAGUAGGACUGUGCCUGCCAGGCACCCAAAGGCACACAGCUGUGAGGAUAUAUACACAGGGAGCACAGGAGCAGAGGCCCAGGAGAACAGGUUACACUCAAACACAGACUCAAACUCCAAUGGUCUCCCCCUUGACUCUGAGACUGAUUUUCAAAAUGGCAACCCUGCAACUAGAAGGAGCACAGCAGAGUUCUCCACCCUGUACCGGAACAUGCACAGUAUCCAGAGGCCUUCCUGCUCGGUGGGCUCCAGCCCCCACGGGAGUGUCCGUAGCCUGACCUCCCUGUUUGAAAAGGUGGGGAUCAAUGAAACUGAUGGGGAGGGGGACGAGGCAGGGGGGAACAUUCCCGGGCGGGACGCCGUGUUGUCAAGGGUUUCGGCGAUUGAGCUGAUCAUCCAGCGCUCCAGCCCGACUCCCACACGCUCCUCCUCCAUGCCAACGCUACCCACUUGCCCCACCCUUAACCACAGCCCCGCCAACCUCUUCAUGGCGUCCGCCGUCUCGGCUGAGUUGCUGCUGGUCACUGACCCUGGGCACCCUGGGCAGACAAAGGGCUGCCCUCUGGAGGACACGGAGGGUAAGGCAGCCCAAGAUGAGGCCUCUCUGUCAGGCAGUGAGAUAGUGGAGGAGGUGGCAUCCUCGGAGUACAGUGACACCCUGCGAGCCGAGUCUCUCUCUGGGACUGAGGUAGAAACAGAGCAGCACGGCUCCACAGAGAAAGCCCCAGUACCAAAAGAGAAACUCCCAGAGGUCACUUUCUCCAGAACCUCAAACAGUCCCCCAGCACCAGUCACUCCGUCUGCUCCCCCACACAACUACCACCUCCACAACCACCACCACCUUAAACCCAGCAGCAAGUGCAAAAGCUCCUGCCCAGCCUCCUACACCCGGUUCACCACCAUCCGCCGGCAUGAGAGGCAGCAGGAGGCCAUGGCCCAGCAGGACAAACUGUCCACCCAGGAGAAAAGAAAGAACUCCUCCUCUCUCCCCGUUAACCUCUUCCUCAUGGGCCCUGCACCAUUCAGGGUGAAGAGGUCUCUCCAGUCUCACCGGGCCAAAAAGACUUUCACAGCCACUAAGGUGAUGGCAGGUCAAAGGUCACAGACCCAUUCUAAUGAGCCCAGGCCCCUCAUCCCACAGCGUCUCUCUUCCUUGGAGGUGCUGGAGAGGCUUGGCAACGGGGAGGGUGGGCCGUCCGACAGUGACAACAACCUGACUAAUGGUGGAGGCUUGGACACCAAUGGGAAUCUUCUGCAGCCGCUGGCAGCUCAUCGCAGAGAUUCAGACUCGUCCCAGGCUUUGACCCAAGGAGACCUUGGUGACGGCCAGGAUGAGGUGGUCAGGAGACGCCAUGGAGACAAAGAGAAAGUCUUGGAAGAGCAGCGGCGGCUGAAGAGGGAACAGGAGGAGGCUGACACAGCAUCGAGGCGACACACGGGAAUCGUUCCCACCCACCACCAGUUCAUCACUAACGAACGCUUCGGAGACCUGCUCAACGUCAACAUCAAUGACGCAGACAAGAGAAAAUCCGGAUCAGAGAGAACUCCAGCCCUGGCUCGGUUUGACUUCAGAGCGGAAACUCUAAAGGAGUUACCAUUUCAAAAGGGAGACAUUGUGUACAUCAUUCGACAGGUGGAUAAUAAUUGGUUCGAAGGGGAACAUCACGGCAGAGUCGGCAUCUUCCCACGGAGUUAUGUUGAGCUCCUUCCCCCCACGGAGAAAGCCCAGCCAAAGAAGAGUGCCCCAGUGCAGGUGCUGGAGUAUGGAGAGGCCAUAGCACGCUUCAACUUCACAGGGGACACAGUGGUGGAGAUGUCAUUUAGAAAGGGAGAGAGGAUCACCCUAAUUCGUAGGGUCGAUGAGAACUGGUAUGAGGGCAAGGUCUCCGGCACCAAUCGCCAGGGUAUCUUCCCCGUCACCUACAUAGAGGUGCACAAACGACCCAGAGUCAAGAAUGGAUUGGAUUAUCCAGACCCACCCAUUGGCCAAUCACCUCACCGCAGCCUCAAUGCUUCCCCUCAGCUGAACCGUGUCCGUAACAACCGGCUCAUCACGUCCCCCCUGCCCCUCCCCCGUUCCCCCCGCCGCUCUGUGUCCCCCGAGGUCCAUGCCAUCUCCUCUGAGUGGAUCUCCCUGACCAUAGGGGGUGCCGGCCCCCCCGCUGCCCCAACCCCUCCUCUACCCCCACUCCCUUCCGUGUCUUACUGCUGGGGCGAGUACCUGCCCCCUUCCAUGUCCGCCAGCCCCGUGCCCCCCAUCUGCGGCAGCCCCUACUGCAUCUCCCCAAUGGCCUCCCCUUCCGCCUCCCCCCUGCCCCCGCUCUACCCGCCCCGCCCUGGCUCAGCCACCCCUUACCUCACCUUCACCCCGCCCCAGGGGGAGGACUUCCUGCUCUCCCCUCCCUCUCCUCGUCUGUCCCGCAGCCUGAGCCCCUGUGGGGGGGUGGGCCUGGAGAGCUGGCUGACUGGGGCCAGCCCCUUGCGCAUCCUGGAGAGGGAUUUGAUGGAGGGGGAGGGGGCAGAGAGAGACAGGAGCACUGGACGCGAAGCCCUGGGCAGCUGGCGAAAUUGCCCUGCAGAGCUGGUGAAGAAUGAGAGUGUCUACCAUGGAAGAACCUCCGGAAGCCCUAUCAUGUUGUUUGACAUCCAGGACAACAACAUGAAUGCUAACUCAUUUGCGGAGGCGGUUUGUAAUGAGAUCAUGAAUAUAGCUGAGACCUCGGUGAGGUACUGCAGCACCCUCUCCCCCCACCCCCAUGACUCUGUCCUUCACAGACUCCUGCCCCACCUUCACCCCAGUAAACAAUCUCUCAUCAUUUCCCAGCAACCCCAGUCCCACAGCAGCAGCCCGGAGCCGAGUCGUCUCAGCUGUGGAAUUUUCCAGGCUUUGUACAGUUAUGUGCCACAGAAUGAGGAUGAGCUAGAGCUGCAGGAGGGAGAUCUUGUCAGCGUAAUGGAGAAGUGCGAUGACGGCUGGUUUGUUGGUACCUCGAAGAGGACCAAACAGUUUGGCACGUUUCCAGGAAAUUACGUGAAAGAGGUCAACUUGUAACCUGUCAACAAACAUUUAUAGUGUGAGGAGAACCCAGCUCUAACCAUUGGUUACAAUUCGAGUUUUGGGAAAGCAUUACUAUUGCGCUUGAUUGUUUAAAUUAGGAUAGUCAUUCAGCCAGGUGAAUACGUUUGUCUGGGGUAAGUGAUCUGUUUGGUGUGAGGUAUGUUAAUGUUCAUGAGGCGAAGACAGAAGGAAGCUAGCUGUUGACUCACUGCCCAAACGUCAGUGUGGUGUAUACGUACUCCAACCACAUCCUACACAGUACAUGGCUGAAUUUAUCAUAUCAUAUUCUGACAAUGGAACUUUUAGUUUGAAAACAUCCUCCCAAAAUGUCAGCACAUACAGACUACGGUAUACACUGAGUGUACAAAACAUUAUGAACACCAGAUUUUUCCAUGACAUAGACUGACCAGGUGAAUCCAGGUGA